Messenger RNA from Caenorhabditis remanei, 543 nucleotides. RefSeq lists its product as uncharacterized. Lineage: Eukaryota; Metazoa; Nematoda; Chromadorea; Rhabditida; Rhabditidae. The coding region runs from base 1 to 543 and encodes 180 amino acids. Gene Ontology annotation, biological process: vesicle-mediated transport; intracellular protein transport. The record is from RefSeq and is a predicted model, not a curated record. Gene Ontology annotation, cellular component: Golgi apparatus; cytoplasm. The transcript has 3 exons. Gene Ontology annotation, molecular function: GTPase activity; GTP binding.
AUGGGAGGAGUCAUGUCAUAUUUCCGCGGCCUUUUCGGCGCUCGCGAAAUGAGAAUUCUGAUUCUCGGACUCGACGGAGCUGGAAAAACGACAAUUUUGUACAGGCUGCAGGUUGGCGAAGUGGUGACCACAAUUCCAACAAUCGGAUUCAAUGUGGAACAAGUGGAGUAUAAGAAUUUGAAGUUUCAAGUAUGGGAUCUCGGAGGACAGACAUCGAUUCGACCAUAUUGGAGGUGUUACUAUGCGAAUACGGAUGCAAUCAUUUAUGUCGUUGAUUCGGCGGAUAGGGAUCGAGUUGGAAUCUCUCGUCAAGAGCUCGCCACAAUGCUCCAAGAGGACGAACUUCAAGGAGCCGUUCUGGCAGUUCUAGCCAAUAAACAAGACAUUUCUGGUUGUCUGACAGAGACAGAAGUAUACAAAGCACUUGGAUUAGAUGCUCUCCGUAAUCGAACUAUUCAAAUAUUCAAGACUUCAGCAUCGAAAGGAGAGGGACUUGAUGCAGCAAUGGAUUGGUUGGCCAAUCAAUUACAGCAGAAGAAGUAG